This is a messenger RNA of Bradysia coprophila, 1247 nucleotides long. Its product is annotated as peritrophin-44-like. Lineage: Eukaryota; Metazoa; Arthropoda; Insecta; Diptera; Sciaridae. The record is from RefSeq and is a predicted model, not a curated record. Gene Ontology annotation, cellular component: extracellular region. Gene Ontology annotation, molecular function: chitin binding.
GAAUCAGUGUAAUUUCCACCAUCAAACCAUCCACUAAAUUGUGUAAAAAGUAAACAUAAUCCCAACACAACACAAAACAAAUAUAUAUACCAGAACCGCACAAUGGCUAUCGGAAAUUGCAUCUUGGGUUUACUCGUUAUAUCGUGUUCUAUUCAAACAAUUGUUUGCCAAAUUGCAACCGCCUGCGCUGGCGUACCGAAUGGCACAUUCGUUAGGAACUCUAAUUCGUGUCGUGCAUAUUAUUAUUGUGAGAAUGGUGAAGCACAUGGAAGCGAAUGUCCCGAAAAUUAUCUAUUUGAACCAAUCCAGCAAGUUUGUCAUCUGCCGAGCUAUGUUGAAUGUACCGGAUGCUCUCUAUAUGGUCUACAGAACAUACCCCAUCCGAUGGAUUGUACCAAGUAUUAUCAAUGUGUUGCAGGCGUAAGAACGUUAAAAACAUGCGGAACGAAUCUUCUUUUCGAUAAGUCAAUAGGAGACUGUAAUGCAGCUAGCAAAAUACAAUGUGUAAUGGAUUAUACGCAAGUUUGUAGCGAAUUCGCUGGAUACGUUAAAUUUGGUGACCCAAGCGAUUGUUCAAGGUAUUAUACUUGUUUGUAUGGUGUUGCUUAUCACCAAUCCUGCGCUCCUGGUCUUUACUUUAAGCCACAAAUCUCUGCUUGUACUUUCCCCGAAGAGGACGACUUCUGUCAGGAUGGUGGUGCGCUAGUUCUCCCGAGUGUUGAUUCUGACUGAAUGGUUGACUUAACUUAAUGAAUUUUCAAUUUUUUAAAUUUUUAAUGUUAUUUUUGAGAAUAGUUUAGUAUUAAAGAUAAAAGCCAGAUGAUAUAAAUGAAAGACGGUCAAUUGUUGGUAAUAAAUGUAGUCGAGCUAAACAUAUUAUGACGCAAUUUUUGCUGAGUGUCAAAAAACAACAGGAUGUCAACUGUGAUUUUUAUACGAAGAAAUCGAUUGCUUGUGGGCAUUGAACAAUGUAAGCCAAUCAACUAAUUAGAUGAUGCAAACACCACAUAUUGAGCACUCAAUAAUUGCCACAGAAAUUUCAAAUUAAUUUUUUAAAAGAUGGCCACAUGAAUAUCUACAUUUUUUACCAAUCUAUCUUCUUAUUAAGCAUGAACGAAGACGAAAAAAAAACCUAAUGCUAAAAAACUUAUACAAUAGAAAACGGGUUUGAAGCUGUAUCAUACUACGUACAUAUUACCGAGAAAAAAAUUACUUGAGAAAUAAACAAAUUCUUUUAUAAAAAAUUA